UAAAUAAAUAAAGCAGUUUGUUUUUUCAAUUUUUCCUUCUCAGUUUUGCUCUUUAACUACGCCUUUUGAUAAUUUCGCUCUUUGUUUCUGAAAAAUUGAGAGAAUAAAGAGUCAAGAGGUGUUCGCAGCUCGACUCGCAGGAUAGCCGAACCGGUUAUUGUCUAGCCCUACUUGCCAUAUUCGACCCAGUACUUUACAUAUCGGAGAUCAAAAAUCUCUGGAUCUCUAUGACUGUAUCUGUAUCUGUAUCUGUAUCUGUAUCUCUACUUCGUACUUGUAAAUAAAUAAUUAAAAACAAAUAAACUCUCAUUUUCGUCAAAAAAAUUUCACACUCGCAUGGUUUGCUGAUUAUACAUAUAGAAACCCUAACCCCCAAUCUCGUGUAGAACAAUAAUUAAUUACAGAAUAACUGGAGUGGAUAAUUUGAGGGUUUCUUUUGUUUUUUGCGUCCUGAAUUUUUUUGGUCAGAAUUAAUUUUGAAAAGAGGAUGAAGCUGAAUCCCUAUAUCAGCUUCACCUUUUUCUGAUAAAACUGUUACCGCUACAUGGCCAGUUCUCAAUCUCAGCAUCGCAGCGUUUUUGUUGGGAAUAUACCGUAUGAUGCCACUGAAGAACAACUCAUUCAAAUUUGUGAGGAGGUUGGCCCCGUUGUUUCAUUCAGAUUAGUUAUUGAUAGAGAAACUGGGAAGCCGAAGGGCUAUGGAUUCUGUGAAUACAAGGAUGAGGAGACAGCACUAAGUGCUCGUCGUAAUCUUCAGGGAUAUGAGAUAAAUGGACGGCAGCUACGCGUUGAUUUUGCUGAGAACGACAAGAAUGCUGACCGAAAUCGUGAACAGGGUCGGGGUGGUCCUGGAAUGGUCACAAAUGUUGAUCCACAGAAACAAUUCGGGGGCCCAGCAGUCAGUGAUCUUAGUUUUCAUCAGCCAUUAGGUGACUCAGUAGCAGCAGCUGCUGCAACUGUUAUGGCAGGAGCUCUUGGAGGUGCUCAGACUACUAGCACAUCAAACCAGAUUGGUUUGCAAAGUCAGCCAGUGUUGGGCACUGAUCCUUUAACUCUUCAUUUGUCGAAAAUGUCAAGGAGUCAGCUGACUGGGAUUAUCUCGGAGAUGAAGGCAAUGGCUACACAAAAGAAGGAGCAAGCACGGCAACUAUUACUUGCCAGCCCAAACUUGUCUAAAGCCCUUUUCCAGGCACAGAUAAUGCUAGGAAUGGUUCCCCCGCAAAUGUUGCAGAUGCCAAAUAUUCGGCAAUCUUCUUCCCAGCCAGCACAGUUUUCCCUACAAAGUGGACAACAUGCUAUUACUCAAUAUCUCCCUGGACUUCCCCCACUCCCAAGGAUGCAUCCGAAUUUGUCCCAUGCACAGGAAAAUCAAAUCUCUUCUUCCCAUCCAAACCAUUAUCCGGUACUCCCACAAAUUCCUACACAAACACAGAUUCAGCGUCCACAGCUAACCCAAAACCAAGUCCUUCGGCAAGGCCAACUCCCCGCACAGCCUGGAAUUUCUGUUCUUCCCUCUGUGCGUCCACAGGAACUGGGAAAUUUGUCAGUUAGACCACAUAUUCAGCAAGGAACUUCCUCCUCCUUGAACCAGCGUGUGCACACUCCCAUGUUACAACAUCCAGGUCCGAUUGCAUCUACUAGUUCAGGGUAUGCUGGGCAGAUGAUCACUCCAAACGCAACAUUAAAACCUUCCUCACAGACGCAUUUGCAAUUUCCGGCUCAAGGGUUCCAGCAGCCUACCUCGGUUGGCACACAGAACAAUAUGGAUCUGAAAGGGCAUAGUGUAGACCAAAUGAACCACUCAUCAAAUCUGGCUACACCUGUACCUGGAGCAACCCCAAAUUUUGUCAAUUCUAGAAAACAAGAUUCCAGAUCAGAAGGAAUUUCAAACUCCCAGAAGCAGGAGGCUGAGGUACCCCCCGAGAUGGAAUCUGCCUUAAUUCAUCAAGUUCUGAGUCUGACACCGGAGCAGAUAAGUUCCCUGCCACCAGAACAGCAACAAGAAGUUAUUCAGCUCCAACAGAUGCUACGGCAGGCUACGUAAUUUAAUGUUUCACAGUAUACGAUGUCCCCAGAUAACCCAAUGGACAAAUUUUCCCACUCAAGAGUGUGAGGGAAGGGCAGUGUAUUAUUGAAACAGUUUUACAUUGUCAACUGAUUGUUUACAGCUCUAGUCCAGGUUUCUAUAGGCUGUAGAGUCAUUACAUUCUUGUAAUAUUUAUAAGUUUUGAUUAGAAGAUGAAUGAAAAAAACAGAAAAUUUUGCCAUUUGGUAGACUAUGGGUCCUUUUCUUUUCAUAUAUGUUUGUGUAAACUUUCUCAAAUUUCAAGUCUGAUAGGCUUGAUUUGUAUCUUGCUACCAAUUUUGGUAUAAUGAGGAUUUUUUAUUUUAUUUU
Molecule: messenger RNA, 2395 nt
Organism: Olea europaea var. sylvestris
Lineage: Eukaryota; Viridiplantae; Streptophyta; Magnoliopsida; Lamiales; Oleaceae
Product: cleavage stimulating factor 64-like
Exons: 10
Coding region: 545-2044 (499 amino acids)
Biological process (GO): mRNA 3'-end processing
Cellular component (GO): mRNA cleavage and polyadenylation specificity factor complex
Molecular function (GO): mRNA binding
Source: RefSeq, a predicted model, not a curated record